UGCCUCGCCUAGCGACGCCUGUCCAAAUCCCCCCCAACCGGGCAAUUCGACGAUAGCUUCAAUUGUGAAGGCUGCCAAAGCGGCGAAUCGGCGAAUCAGCGAGCGAUCUGGCCAAUCCCAGGCAAAGCUUGGCAGACAACUGGGGCUGAUCGGGCUCUGCCCGCGACUCCCUUGUGAUGGCGCCUCUAAAGGGCGGAGGCGACGACGGCCUGGACCCUGAGAACAACCUGGCUACAACGCGGUCAAGAUGGGCAACCCGGAAGUUGACCGUCAAGAGUAGCAACAUCAAGCGCCUGUCAUUAAUGGGGAGGAAACACCACCGCAGCGCGUCUAACGAGAAGAAGAGGACAUCCGGCGCCUCCGGCUCCCUCAAACAACAGGACGAUAGUAAUACCGUAGCCGGUGACGGUCCUCCCCCGGGUGCCAGCCCAAGGACAUUGUUUUUCAAUCUCGCCCUUCCCGUCGAACACACGGAUGAGCAUGGCAACCCGGCACAGCCAUACGCUCGCAACAAGAUCCGCACAGCCAAGUACACUCCGCUGUCUUUCGUCCCCAAGAACCUAUGGUUCCAAUUCCACAACAUUGCCAACAUCCUCUUCCUCUUCCUCGUUAUCCUAGUUAUUUUCCCUAUAUUCGGCGGUGUCAACCCCGGAUUAAACGCAGUUCCCUUAAUUGUCAUUAUUACAAUUACCGCUUUCAAGGAUGCCAUCGAGGAUUACCGACGAACAGCCCUCGACAACGUCCUAAACAACGCACCCGUCCACCGCCUCUGCGGCUGGAGCAACGUCAACGUCCAGGAAGACAAUGUGUCGACGUGGAGGAAGAUCAAGAAGGCCACUUCGAAAUUCUUCGGCACAAUGUGGCAUGGGAUAGAGCGGCUGUGGAAGAGGGAUGUGAAGACACACAACUCUGCGACUUACGACAAUCCUCGAAUGUCUAUCGAGUCCCGGGUUACCCGUCCCGAGUCAUUGAUUAUCUCGCCUCAUUCCCGUCAAUCCUUCGUAUCGGCCCAGGAGGACAUUCAGAUGACCCCGGUGCCAUCGCCCCUUCCGCGGGAGACAAAUCGCUUGGAACUACCGCCGGAUCCAACCAAGUCCUUGUCCUUCCCCGCGGACGACGAGACCAUCUUGCGGACAAUCAAGGGCGACGUGAUCAAUCACGAGGUGCCAGCACCAGGAAAGGCUCGAUUCCACAAGGACGCGUGGAAGAACUUGCAAGUCGGCGAUUUCGUCCGUCUCUACAACGACGACGAACUUCCCGCCGAUGUCAUCAUCCUGUCGACUUCGGAUCCCGAUGGAUCCUGCUACGUGGAAACCAAGAAUCUAGACGGUGAGACAAACUUAAAAGUUCGUUCCGCCCUUCGAUGCGGGCGGUCAAUCAAGCAUGCUCGAGACUGCGAGCGAGCCCAGUUCGUGAUCGACAGCGAGGCGCCCCAGCCGAACCUGUACAAGUAUAACGGCGCAAUCAAGUGGCGGCAGAGGCUGCCACACGACCCCGAUGGUGAGCCGAGGGACAUGUCCGAGCCGAUCAGCAUCGAUAACGUGCUUCUGCGCGGCUGUAACCUGAGGAACACCGAGUGGGCUCUUGGGAUAGUUGUCUUUACCGGGCACGACACCAAGAUCAUGAUGAACGCCGGCAUAACCCCAAGCAAGCGCGCUCGUAUCGCGCGUGAGAUGAACUUCACCGUCAUCUGCAAUUUCGGCAUCCUUCUCAUCAUGUGCCUGAUUUCUGCAAUCGCGUCUGGUGUAGCAUGGAGUAAAACGGACGCCUCGUUGUCUUGGUUCGAUUUCGGCUCAAUCGGCGGAUCCGCCCCCCUGAGUGGCUUCAUCACCUUCUGGGCUGCCCUCAUCGUUUACCAGAACUUGGUGCCCAUCUCGCUCUAUAUCUCGCUCGAGAUCGUCCGGACGCUGCAGGCCAUCUUCAUCUACAGCGAUGUUGCGAUGUACUACGAGAAACUCGAUCAGCCCUGCAUUCCCAAGUCGUGGAACAUUUCGGAUGACGUUGGCCAGAUCGAGUACAUCUUCUCCGACAAGACUGGCACCCUCACUCAGAACGUCAUGGAGUUCAAGAAGGCGACGGUCAAUGGCCAGCCGUACGGCGAGGCCUACACGGAGGCCCAGGCUGGCAUGCAGAAGAGACUCGGCAUCGAUGUGGAGAAGGAAGCCGUGAAGAUCAGAGCCGAGAUUGACCAGGCCAAAGUCCGUGCCCUCGAGGGUCUUCGAGCACUGGACAACAACCCCUACCUCCAUGACGAGGACAUAACCUUCAUUGCUCCCGACUUUGUCGACGAUUUGGCUGGCAAGCAUGGGGACGAGCAGCAGCGGGCAAAUGAGCAUUUCAUGCUCGCCCUCGCUCUUUGCCACACAGUCAUCGCCGAGAAGCAGCUGGGCGAUCAGCCAAAGAUUAUCUUCAAGGCCCAGAGUCCCGAUGAAGCGGCGCUCGUUGCCACCGCCCGCGACAUGGGCUUUACCGUUCUCGGGUCGUCCAAUGACGGCAUCAACGUGAACGUCAUGGGCGAGGAGAGGCAUUACCCCAUCCUCAACACCAUCGAAUUCAACUCUAGCAGGAAACGCAUGAGUGCGAUCGUGAGGAUGCCGGACGGGAGGAUUGUGCUCUUCUGCAAGGGCGCCGACAGUGUCAUCUAUUCGCGACUCAAGCGCGGUCAGCAGCCGGAACUUCGCAAGGAGACGGCCACGCACCUCGAGAUGUUUGCCAGAGAAGGCCUGCGCACUCUAUGCAUCGCCGAGAAAGUGCUCGAUGAGGAGGAAUAUUAUGCAUGGAAGAAGGAGCAUGACAUGGCGGCAACAGCUCUAGACAAUCGCGAGGAAAGGCUCGAGGAAGUUGCCGAUCGGAUCGAGCAGGACCUGACUCUGCUCGGGGGGACGGCCAUUGAAGACCGUCUCCAAGACGGAGUUCCCGACACCAUCGCCCUCCUUGGCGAUGCUGGUGUCAAGCUCUGGGUGCUUACCGGAGACAAGGUCGAGACGGCCAUCAACAUCGGCUUCUCCUGCAACCUCCUCAACAACGACAUGGAGCUCAUUCGGCUCCAGGUCGAAGAGGACGAGACCGGGGAGACCCCUGAAGAGGUGUACCUACGUAGCCUCGACGAAGCGCUCGACAAGCACUUGCAGGCGUUCGGCAUGACGGGCAGCGAUGAGGAGCUGAAGUACGCCAGAAAGGACCACGAGCCCCCCGCGCCGACACACGCUCUCGUCAUCGACGGUUUCACAUUGCGAUGGGUCCUCGACGAUGCGCUCAAGCAGAAGUUCCUGUUGCUCUGCAAGCAAUGCAAGUCUGUACUCUGCUGUCGAGUCAGUCCCGCACAAAAGGCUGCCGUCGUAUCCAUGGUGAAGAGCGGCCUCGAUGUCAUGACGCUGUCCGUCGGUGACGGUGCCAACGACGUCGCCAUGAUCCAGGAAGCCGACGUCGGUGUCGGUAUCGCCGGUGAGGAGGGUCGCCAGGCUGUCAUGUCGUCGGACUACGCCAUCGGCCAGUUCCGGUUCCUGCAGCGCCUCGUCCUCGUCCACGGGAGAUGGUCCUACCGUCGGUUAGCAGAGAUGAUCAGCAACUUCUUCUACAAGAAUAUGGUGUGGACAUUCGCCAUCUUCUGGUACCAGAUGUACUGCGACUUCGACAUCACGUACAUCUUCGAGUACACGUACAUUCUCAUGUUCAACCUGUUCUUCACCUCGAUCCCUGUUAUUCUCAUGGGAGUCCUGGAUCAGGAUGUUGAUGAUGCCAUCUCACUCGCCGUGCCCCAGCUCUACCGUCGCGGUAUCGAACGGCUGGAGUGGAGCCAGACAAAGUUCUGGCUGUACAUGCUCGAUGGCUUUUACCAAUCCGUAAUGGCCUUCUUCAUACCCUAUCUUGCCGUAGCCGGCGCAACUUUCGUCUCUGGGAACGGUCUAGAUGUGACGGACAGACUGCGGUUGGGCUUCUAUAUCCUUCAUCCCGCCGUGAUCACGAUCAACCUCUACAUCCUGAUUAACACUUACCGAUGGGAUUGGCUGAUGCUGUUGGUGGUCGUGCUCAGCGAUCUCUUCGUCUUCUUCUGGACCGGGGUGUACUCGUCCACUACCUUUUCGCAAUUCCUCUACCAGGCCGCCCCGCAAGUGUACGGAGAACUCACGUUCUGGCUUGUACUCCUUAUCACUCCGGUUGUCUGCAUAUUCCCCCGAUUCGUUAUCAAGGCACUCCAGAAGGUGUACUUCCCCUACGACGUCGACGUCGUUCGGGAACAGAUCACCAUGGGCCUCUUUAAGGAUGUCAAGACUCAAGGAGACACGGGUGCGGACGAAUCGCUCAAGGGGACAGAAGCAUCGUCUGGGUCGUCUGGGUCAGCUGGGAGAAGAAAGCACACUCACUUUGCGAGCGUCGACGAAGACAGGCGACCCAUCUAUCCUCCCUCGGUUGCGACCCAUAAUACGCGCACCCAGAAUGGGAGUGACGGCUCAAACUACACGUAUCCCCGCCAAUCGAUGGAUAUGGUAUCUGAGAUGCAGGUCCGGUCAUCAAUAGACCGAACCAGGCCAUCGUAUGACCGGGUACGUGCGUCAAUGGAUCGUGUCAGGGCGAGCUUCGAGGCCAGUAGCGACUUUACUUCGGCAGCACGGCUCAGUAGGAUUGAGUCGUCGCACUCGGAAAACCAGCAUCCACACCAGCGCCGGUUUAACCUGACGACGGUCCGGAAGCGCGGCCUGUCUGCCUUCUCAAAGAAGAGCGUCAACGACCCGUGACGAGACGAGCAACCUAGCCGUUCCCAACCCCGUUCCUAAGCUUGACCUCACAUCGUUUCCAUUCCGCCCACUGUAUAAUAUACCGGUCUACGCCGCGCCGUAGGCCAUCUCCAUUGGACCUGUUGAUAUCCGGAGCGCUCAUGCACUGAUGAAUCGCAUGAUCUGAUCCACGAAACCGGGUUAAAACCUUGGUGGCUACUGUUCUACUGUUUCCUGGAAUGUAUCCUUUUUGGGUUUACUUUUUAUCUCCUUUUCCUACCCUUUUCUUUCAAGCCGGCGUUG
Molecule: messenger RNA, 5018 nt
Organism: Phialemonium atrogriseum
Lineage: Eukaryota; Fungi; Ascomycota; Sordariomycetes; Cephalothecales; Cephalothecaceae
Product: phospholipid-translocating P-type ATPase
Exons: 3
Coding region: 177-4736 (1519 amino acids)
Biological process (GO): phospholipid translocation
Cellular component (GO): trans-Golgi network; plasma membrane
Molecular function (GO): ATP binding; ATPase-coupled intramembrane lipid carrier activity; magnesium ion binding
Source: RefSeq, a predicted model, not a curated record